AUGGCCACCCAGCUCCUCUCGACACCCUCGACCCACCGCUGGUCUCUCGUUGGCUCUCUCGAUGCUGCCUGGAAUUCUCUCCGCGACGCCGUCAUCGACACUGGGUUUGGACCCCUGGCGGGUCUGGCAGAGGCUGCCGUCGUCAACCAUCUAAAUCGGAUGCAGCAUGGCCAGCUCGUCAUCGAGACUCCUUCGACCACAUACACUUUUCCUCCGCCCUCGACCGAUCCGUCGACCAACAAACACGCCCAUGUCCACGCCCGCCUACGAGUAGUCAAUCCUGCAUUCUGGAUACGUCUUGCAUUCAUGUCCGACCUCGGGUUUGCAGAGGCCUACAUGUAUGGCGACGUCGAAUGUACAACCCUACCAUCUCUCUUCUUGCUAUUCCUCCUCAACAAACAAGCCCUCUCAUCCCUCAACACCCGCCUCUCGUCCCUUCUCUCGCUCCCUCAGCAUCUCCUCACAAACCAACGCUUCCUCAACACGCUCACAAACGCACGCUCAAACAUCUCUGCACACUAUGACAUUUCAAAUAAAAUGUUCGAGGGCUUCCUCUCAAAGGACAUGACUUAUUCCUGCGGCAUCUUUGCAGACCUCGACACAGACCUCGACGUAGACGAGUCUAUCCUCGAUCCGCUUAGUGCGAGUAGCAAAAUGGCACUCUCCCCUGCCAUCCUCAAGCAUCAUCGCGACCGACGACGGAUUCAAGGGUCGCAGUGGUCCACAGUCGAGACGGACGUUGUCAAGGCUGCUGCAAAUCUCUUGCAGCAAAUGACAAACAUGCACGGAUUCAGUGGCAUCUCCACACCAGACGAUGGAGAUGUCGACUCGGAUGCACGAACUGCCGUAGGAUCCUCUCCAUCCUCUUCCCCUUCCCCUACGCGUAAAUCAAAGUCCACCCACGCCCGCACUGCUUCCGCAUCCUCUCUCCCUUCACAGGAACAACAAGAACAAAGCCAAGACCAUCGCAAGGGCAUCGCUGAUCUGCCGGGCGAACAAGAUGAACUCUUUGCGUCCCAACUCCGUAAAGUUCACCACAUCAUCCGCAAAGCCAAUAUUCAGCCACAUCAUCGUGUCCUCGAGAUUGGUUCCGGAUGGGGUGCGCUCGCCAUCGAGGCCGUCCGUCUCACUGGCUGCACCGUCGACACCCUCACGCUCUCUGUUGCCCAAAAGGAACUCGCAGAGGAGCGCAUUCGACAGAUGGGUGAAGAGUACAGCAGCAAGAUUCGCGUCCAUCUCAUGGACUAUCGCGCUAUGCCAAAGGAAUGGGAGGGCACUUUCGAUCGCAUGGUUAGCGUCGAGAUGAUUGAGGCAGUUGGUAAAGAAUUUUUGGAGGAAUACUGGCGCUGCGUCAGUUGGGCACUCAAGGACAAGGAUGCAAUGGGUUGUGUGCAGGUCAUCACGAUCCCAGAAGCUCGCUUUGAGACGUACACCAAAGAAGUCGACUUUAUUCGCAAAUGGAUCUUCCCCGGUGGCUUCCUCCCAACCGUCUCUUACCUCGUCCAAACCCUCACGGCUGGCUCCAACAAUACGCUCGUCAUCGAUGCCAUCAGCAACAUUGGCCCCCACUAUGCACGUACCCUCCGCGAGUGGCGACGCCGAUUCGAAGCCAAAUUUGACUCGGUCAUCGUCCCCGCAUUGAGAGAAGAGUACCCAGACGUCAUGGGCGCACAUUUGGGCGAAAAGGGCGAACGCGAGAUUCAAGUGUUUAAGCGAAAGUGGAUUUAUUACUAUGUCUAUUGCGAGAUUGGAUUUUCGACGCGCACCCUCGGCGACCACAUCCUCACGUUUACGCGUGAGGGAAACGCAGAUUUCGGGUGCGAUGUGUAUCAUUAG
Serendipita indica DSM 11827 is the source of this 1836-nucleotide messenger RNA. Lineage: Eukaryota; Fungi; Basidiomycota; Agaricomycetes; Sebacinales; Serendipitaceae. The record is from the annotation of a GenBank genome assembly.